Molecule: messenger RNA, 1614 nt
Organism: Talpa occidentalis (Iberian mole)
Lineage: Eukaryota; Metazoa; Chordata; Mammalia; Eulipotyphla; Talpidae
Gene: CPN1
Product: carboxypeptidase N subunit 1
Exons: 9
Coding region: 1-1368 (455 amino acids)
Biological process (GO): proteolysis
Molecular function (GO): metallocarboxypeptidase activity; zinc ion binding
Source: RefSeq, a predicted model, not a curated record
AUGCCAGACCCGCUCUCAACCUUCCUCCACCUCCUCCUUCUCUUCAAGUUGGUUGCCCCCGUGACCUUUCGCCACCACCGCUAUGAUGACCUCGUGCGGACGCUGUACAAGGUGCACAACGAAUGCCCCUCGGUCACGCGGAUUUACACCAUUGGCCACAGUGUGAAGGGGAGACUCCUCUAUGUCCUGGAAUUCAGCGACAACCCUGGAACCCACGAGUCCUUGGAACCGGAAUUCAAGUACGUGGGGAACAUGCACGGCAACGAGGUGCUGGGCCGCGAGCUGCUGCUGCAGCUGUCGGAGUUCCUGUGCGAGGAGUUCCGAAGCCACAACCCGCGCAUCGUGCGGCUGGUGCACAGCACGCGCAUUCACAUCCUGCCGUCCAUGAACCCCGACGGCUACGAGGUGGCCGCCGCCCAGGGCCCAGACAUUUCUGCGUAUCUGAUUGGUAGGAACAAUGCAAAUGGAGUGGACUUGAACCGAAACUUCCCCGACCUCAAUACCUACAUCUACUACAAUGCAGAGCAUGGAGGCCGCAAUCACCACUUGCCCCUGCCGGACAACUGGAAGAGUCAGGUGGAACCCGAGACCCAGGCUGUGAUCCAGUGGAUCCGCUCCUUCAACUUUGUUCUAUCAGCCAACCUCCACGGGGGGGCAGUGGUGGCCAAUUACCCCUAUGACAAGUCCAUGGGGCAUGGAGUCCGAGGUUUCCACCGUUCAGCCAACACCCCCACGCCUGACGACAAGCUUUUCCAGAAGCUGGCCAGAGUCUACUCCUAUGCACAUGGAUGGAUGCACCAGGGCUGGAACUGUGGGGAUUACUUCCCGGACGGCAUCACCAAUGGGGCUUCCUGGUAUUCUCUCAGCAGGGGAAUGCAAGACUUUAAUUAUCUCCACACCAACUGCUUUGAGAUCACACUGGAACUGAGCUGUGACAAGUUUCCCCGCCAAGAGGAAUUACAGCGCGAGUGGCUGGGUAAUCGGGAAGCCCUGAUCCAGUUCUUGGAACAGGUACACCAAGGCAUCAAGGGAAGGGUGGCAGAUGAGAAUAAUAAUAACCUCCGAGACACUGUCAUUUCUGUCGAUGGGAUUAACCACGAUGUCACUUCAGGAGAUGAUGGUGACUACUUCCGGCUGCUGCUUCCAGGCACUUACACUGUCACUGCCACAGCACCCGGGUAUGUCCCAGAGACUGUGACUGUGACCGUGGGGCCUGGGGAGCCCCAAGAGGUUAACUUCUACCUCAAGAGAAGCAUCCCUCAAGCAACUCCCACUAGGACAGCUCCUGACUCAGUGUAUGAGGACAGAGUUUUACAAAAGAAAGUACAGCCACGGGUAGCUAGGAAGAGAGACAGGGGUGUGAAGUAGCCCCAGAGUCCCUGCCUGAAAUCUGCAGUGCUCAGCACUUUAGAAAGCCUUUAUUUCUGUUCUGCAAUCAGAUGAAGCUUUCUUUCUGUUUUGUUAUCUGGGACAUUUUUAAAUGUAAACAAAUUCAGAACAGAUCAGAAUGGCCCCUGUGUCCCAGAGGCAAGGACUGUGCCACAAUAACGUACACUUAGCGUGCUCAGUAAGGUUUUCCAAUUCUCGGGUCUGGUUUAUGUCCAGAAGGCUCCG